GUCUUUCUCCUUUUUUUUUCAUCUUACAUUAUGUUGAAUAAACAAAACUACGUUAUUCAAAAUCAACGUUACUUUCAAGCUCCUAACAAGACUCCACUUUGGUUAAAAGGUCCUAGAGACAAAGUAUAUGCUAUUGUUGCUUUUACUGCUAUUGGAGUAGGUGUUUUAGGCGUUACUAAUGGUGUUUACAGAAUGGUCAUUGGAAAAAAGGAUUAAACUCCUAAAUUAGAUUAGUUAUAUAGUAUAUGAUGAUUACUAGUCAUUCAAAAUAAAAAAAAAAGAGAGAAAGAGUGUCUAAACUUUUUGUAUAUCAAAAAAAUAAAUAAAAAUGAUGUAUCUUUUUUUUUUUUU
This is a messenger RNA of Halteromyces radiatus, 351 nucleotides long. RefSeq lists its product as uncharacterized. The coding region runs from base 31 to 216 and encodes 61 amino acids. Lineage: Eukaryota; Fungi; Mucoromycota; Mucoromycetes; Mucorales; Cunninghamellaceae. Gene Ontology annotation, biological process: mitochondrial electron transport, cytochrome c to oxygen. The record is from RefSeq and is a predicted model, not a curated record. The transcript is spliced from 2 exons.